This is a messenger RNA of Notothenia coriiceps (black rockcod), 1058 nucleotides long. RefSeq names its product histamine N-methyltransferase (gene hnmt). The coding region runs from base 91 to 975 and encodes 294 amino acids. The transcript is spliced from 7 exons. NCBI's taxonomy places the organism in Eukaryota, Metazoa, Chordata, Actinopteri, Perciformes, Nototheniidae. Gene Ontology annotation, molecular function: N-methyltransferase activity. The record is from RefSeq and is a predicted model, not a curated record.
GAGGGUUCAACUGUAUUCAGACCUUUAUAUAGUCUAUGAUUCAGACCGGAGAUCUCUACGGACUCACUCCUGCACGACUUAUUAUUUGCCAUGGCCUCUCCACUGAAGAGUCUGGUUAUUGACGAUAACAGGUACCAGAAAUCCUUCCAGCUUUUUCUGGAGCGCUCCUCCGAGCAUCAGUGUAUGCAGGACUUCAUCCACAACACGCUGCCAGAUAUACUGGCAAGCAUUGGAGAUGGAAAGUCCCAUCUAAAUGUCAUUGGAGUUGGAAGUGGAGCUGGUGAGAUUGACCUCGAGAUGCUCUCCCAGCUCCGUCUGAAGCACCCAGGGGUGACGGUGGAUAAUGAGGUGGUGGAGCCUAGCAGCAUGCAGCUACAUCAGUACAAAGUUAUGGUGUCACAGAAACCAAAUUUAGAUUACAUCAAAUUUACCUGGAACAAGAUGACUUCCUCCGAGUUUGAGGAGCAGUGGAGAGUGAAAAAGAUGACUAAGAAGGCUGACUUCAUUCACAUGAUACAGAUGCUGUACUAUGUGAAGGAUCCUAGAGCUACCAUCGAGUUCUUCCAGAGCCUCCUCGACAAGAAGGGGAAGCUUCUUAUCAUCCUAGUAUCUGGUGAGAGUGGUUGGGGAAAGCUGUGGCGGACCUACAGGAGCCAGCUCUGUAACACAGAAAUAAGUCAGUGUGUCACCACUGGAGACAUGAAAAGCUUUCUGGACUCCAAGGGUGUGAGCUACCAGAGCUAUGAGCUGCCUUCUCAAAUGGAAAUCACCGAGUGUUUCACAGAGGGGGAUGAGAAGGGAGAGCUGCUGCUUGAUUUCCUCACUGAGGUGUUGGACUUCAGUAACACAGCCUCUCCUGAGCUCAAAGCCGGUGUCCUGGAGUUACUGCAGCACCCAGACUGCAGCAUGGAGUCCAACGGCAAAGUUAUCUUUAACAACAACCUUGGGGUCAUAGUCAUAGAUCCGCAAACUUAGAAACAAGUGCUUAAAGGUGGGGUAGGUAAUUUUGGAGAAACCAGCUCGAGUGCAUUAGAAUUUGAAAAUACACAGCCUGAAGA